AUGGAGGAUGCUGAGGAUAAAGUGUUGACCAUCGAAGAAGAGGUGCUGCAGAGAUGGAAAGACCACUUGGGAGGGCUGAUGAAAGUUGAAAACCCCAGGGAAAUGAGAGGAGAAAAUGGGGUGAGAGAAUGUCAGGUGAGUGGAGAAAGAGCCAUUUGCAAGAACAAAGGAGAUGCACAGAAUUGUGCUAACUGCCGGGGCAUCAAACUAAUGAGUCAUAUAAGAAAGUUUGAAAGGGUGAUACACAAAAAGUCUAAGGAGUUGCUGCAGAAGUUUACCACAGAUGCCAUCUUUGUACUGCGAAUGUUGAUGGAAAAGUAUAGGGAAAGACAAAGGCAACCGGGUUGUAUGUUUUUAGAACUGAAGAAGAGAUAUGACAAGAGUACCAAGAGAGGAUCUGUGGCACUGCAUGCAGGAGUCAUCUAUACCGGAAGUGUUUACGACAUUGUGUUAUGUAACGAAGGUAGAGGAGAAGUAGAAUAUCUGGAAAGGUGGAGACAUGCAUUGGAGAAGCGUGGCAUGAAAGUCAGCAAAAGGAAGUCAAAUGAGAAGGAAGGAGAUGGUAGAGUUAAGACGCAAGGGAAAGAGAUCAAUAAAGUGGAUGAAUUUAAGUAUUUGGGGUUCAACAGUAGACUGUGA
Molecule: messenger RNA, 639 nt
Organism: Penaeus monodon (black tiger shrimp)
Lineage: Eukaryota; Metazoa; Arthropoda; Malacostraca; Decapoda; Penaeidae
Exons: 4
Coding region: 1-639 (212 amino acids)
Source: RefSeq, a predicted model, not a curated record